CUGCUGUGCUGCUGCUGCUGUUGCUUUGCUGGAUCGGAGGAUUCAAACUUCCGGCACUAUCAUGGCGGCAUGCUGCUGCUUCUGACACGGAGUAGUCCGAAUACCGAGCCGCCCGUUAUUCGGCCCUUAGCGCGGCACGUAUCCAGGACCGCAGGGGUUGCAGACGGCGGAUAAGACGUCCUCUCCUCUCCCGCUUCAUCACCAUCAUCAUCAUCAGCGGCCGCGGAGGAGCAGGCGUGAGCGGCCAUGGCGGCGCAGAAGCCCGUGGAGUGGGUCCAGGCCGUCAUCAGCCGAUUCGACGAGCAGCUUCCUGUGAAAGUUGGCAUUCAGAACACUCACACUAAAAUCAGCACAGAGCACAAUAAGGAAUGUCUGAUCAACAUCUCCAGGUACAAAUUCUCUCUGGUCAUCAGUGGACUCACCAAUAUCCUGAAGAACGUCAAUAACAUGAGAAUAUUUGGAGAUUCUGCAGAGAAGAACCUCUACCAGUCCCAGCUGAUCAUCAUGGACACACUGGAGAAGUGCUUGGCAGGGCAACCAAAAGACAGUAUGCGUCUGGAUGAGACGAUGCUUGUGAAGCAGUUACUGCCUGAGAUCUGUCAUUUCAUCCACACGUACCGUGAAGGAAACCAGCAUGCAGCCGAGCUUAGGGAAUCUGCCUGUGGGGUUCUGUUUUCUCUCAGCUGCAGUAACUUCAACGCAGUCUUCAGCCGCAUCUCCACCAGGUUGCAGGAGUUGACAGUCUGCUCUGAAGAUAAUGUAGAUGUGCAUGACAUCGAGCUCAUUCAGUACAUCAAUGUGGACUGUUGUAAACUCAAAGGACUCCUGCAAGAAACUGUAUUUAAAUUUAAAACCUUGAAGAAGCCUGCCCAGUUGAGCGUCAUCUAUAAUCUAGAGAAGGCAUUUUGGAACUGGGUGGAGAAUUAUCCUGAUGAGUUCACCAUGUUGUAUAAGAGACCUCAGGCAGACAUGGCUGACUGUGCAGAGAAGCUGUUUGAUCUUGUGGAUAGUUUUGCUGAGAGUACGAAGAGGAAGGCAGCUGUGUGGCCCCUACAGAUCAUCCUUCUCAUCCUCUGUCCUGACAUCAUGCAAGACAUGUCCAAAGACACGCCAGAUGACUCCAAAGACAACAAGAAGCUGUUCUUGGAGAAUCUGCGGAAAGCUCUGAGCGGUCAUGGCGGAAGCAAGCAGCUGACGGAGAGCGCAGCCAUCGCCUGUGUUAAACUGUGUAAAGCGUCCACCUACAUUAACUGGGAGGAUCACUCUUUCAUCUUUGUUCUGGUGCAGUCCAUCGUGGUAGACCUGAAGGGGCUGCUUUUUAACCCAGGAAAGCCAUUUUCCAGAGGCGCAGGAAGCCAGAGUGCAGACGUGGACUUGAUGAUCGACUGUUUCGUCUCCUGUUUCAGAAUCAACCCACACAACAAUCAGCAGUUUAAGGUGUGUCUGGCCCCAUUGUCGCCCCCUACCUUCCAUUUUGUGCUGGUGAAUUCUCUGCACCGAAUCAUCACUAAUUCUCCGCUGGACUGGUGGCCGAAGAUCGAUACGGUGUACUGUUACUCAGGAGAGCUGCGUCUCAUGUUUGCAGAGACUGUGGGGCGAGUCGUACAGGGCUGCAGCAGUCACGCCCCUCUCCGUAUGACCCCGGGACAUUUCUCAAGUUCAUCAGUGAGACCAGCAGCACCAGCACAGACACUGAGUUUGACACUUAAGGAAAAAAUGAGCAGUCUGAAGUUUAAAGAGAAAACCACUGAUCUGGACACCAGGAGUCAUAAGUAUCUGCUGCUGGCUUUGGUGAAACUCAUCCAUGCAGAUCCCAAACUGAUGCUUCAUAAUCCAGGUAAACAGGGUUUGGAAGUCCAUAGCAGCACAGCAGAUCUUAUCACAGGUCUGGUGCACCUUGUGCCUCUUUCUAACAUGGGAGACAUUUCCCAGGAGGCCAUGGAGGCUCUAUUGGUUUUACAUCAGCCUGAAAGCAUCGAGCUAUGGAACCCUUAUGCUUCAAUGGAAACUUUUUGGGAUAUCAGUUCUCAUGUGUUGUGCUUCAUCUGUGAGAAGUUAUUUGGUCAUCAGUUGGUCAACAGCACAGAGAUUCUAAAGUGGCUACGAGAGAUUCUCAUCUGCAGAAACAAAUUUCUCCUCAGGAACAAGGAACGUGCCUCUGCAGGCAGCAACAUUGCCAUCUGCAGGCAGGCCCAGACCAAGCUGGAGGUGUGUCUUUACAUGUUCUUGUGGAGUCCAGAUAUGGAGGCAGUUCUGGUGGCCAUGUCCUGUUUUCGGUACCUGUGUGAGGAGGCGGACAUCCGCUGCAGUGCAGAUGACAUCCCUGUGCAGUCCCUCCUGCCCAAUUACAACACCUUCAUGGAGUUCGCCUCCUUCAGUAAUAUGAUGAUCACAGGUCGUUCAGCUCUACAGAAGAGAGUAAUGGCUUUGCUCCGUAGAAUUGAGCUGCCCACUCCAGGCAAUACAGAGGCCUGGGAGGACACACAUGCUAAAUGGGAACAUGCGACUAAAUUAAUAUUAAGCCAUCCAAAAACUAAACUGGAGGACGGUCAGGAAUGGAUCAAUAUGACAGGUUUCCUGUGUGCGCUGGGUGGUGUGUGUUUGCAGCAGAGGAACAUGUCUGCUCUCGCCACCUACAGUCCUCCCAUGGGUACCUUGAAUGAUCGCAAGGCCUCCAUGGUGUCCAUGGCCUCGUGUGAGGGGAACCCAGAGACGCCUCUGAGCAGGUUCCUGGACCGUCUGCUGUCGCUGAUGGUGUGCAGUCACGAGAAGGGCCAUCAGAUCCGCACUAACAUCAAAGACCUGGUGGGGCUGGAGCUCAGUCCGGCGCUCUACCCGAUGCUGUUCAACAAACUCAAGAAUAGCAUCAGCAGAUUCUUUGAUGCCCAGGGACCGGUGCCAAUUAAUAAAACCAACACGCAGUUUGUGGAGCAGACCAUCGCCAUUAUGAAGAAUCUUCUGGACAACCAUACAGAGGGUAGCUCUGAACACCUGGGUCAAGCCAGCAUUGAGACCAUGAUGCUCAACCUAGUCAGGUAUGUGCGCAUCUUAGGCAACAUGGUCCAUGCCAUCCAGAUUAAAACCAAAUUGUGCCAGCUGGUUGAAGUGAUGAUGGAGCGCAGAGAUGACCUCUCCUUUUGCCAGGAGAUGAAGUUCAGGAACAAGAUGGUGGAGUAUCUGACAGACUGGGUGAUGGGAACAUCCAACCAGGCAGCUGAUGAUGACAUCAAGUGCCUCACCAGGGAUCUGGACCAGGCAAGCAUGGAGGCGGUGGUGUCUCUGCUGGCUGGGCUGCCACUGCAGCCAGAAGAGGGGGAUGGUGUUGAGCUGAUGGAGGCUAAAUCUCAACUAUUCCUCAAGUAUUUCACUCUGUUCAUGAACCUGCUGAAUGACUGCAGUGAGGUGGAGGACGAGGGACAGCAGGUGGACGGACGCAAGCGAGGGAUGUCCAGGCGGUUGGCAUCGUUACGGCACUGUACCGUCCUGGCCAUGUCCAACCUGCUAAAUGCUAACGUGGACAGCGGCCUAAUGCAUUCCAUCGGACUGGGCUAUCAUAAAGACCUGCAGACCAGGGCCACUUUCAUGGAGGUCCUCACUAAGAUCCUGCAGCAGGGGACGGAGUUUGACACUCUGGCUGAGACUGCUUUGGCCGAUCGCUUUGAGAGACUUGUGGAACUUGUCACAAUGAUGGGAGAUCAGGGGGAGUUGCCCAUCGCCAUGGCGCUGGCCAGUGUGGUGCCUUGUUCCCAAUGGGAUGAACUGGCCCGUGUUCUGGUGAAUCUUUUCGAUUCAAGGCAUCUAUUGUAUCAGCUCCUCUGGAACAUGUUUUCUAAGGAGGUUGAGUUGGCAGAUUCCAUGCAAACUCUGUUCCGUGGAAACAGUCUGGCCAGUAAAAUCAUGACUUUCUGUUUUAAGGUGUACGGUGCCACGUAUCUACAGAAGUUGCUGGAGCCAUUGCUCAGGGGGGUGAUCACGGGUACUGAGUGGCAGAUGUUGAGCUUUGAAGUGGAUUCAACCAGACUGGAGAGCGGUGAGAAUUUGGAGGAGAACCAGCGUAAUCUGUUACGGAUGACUUAUCGUUUCUUUCAGGCCAUUAUCAACUCUUCCUGCGAGUUCCCCCCUCAGCUCCGCAGCGUCUGCCACUGUCUCUUUCAGGCUACUUGUCACUCUCUCCUGUCUAAAGCAUCUGUCAAAGACAGAAAGGAAAUGAGAAAAGCAGUGGUGAGUCAGCGUUUUCCUCAGAACGGUAUUGGAGCUGUAGGUAGUGCCAUGUUUUUGCGCUUUGUGAACCCAGCUAUAGUGUCCCCCUAUGAAGCUGGGAUUCUCGACAAAAAGCCUCCACCCAAGAUAGAAAGAGGCCUCAAACUCAUGUCAAAGAUUCUACAAAGUAUCGCAAACCAUGUUUUGUUCACAAAAGAGGAGCAUAUGAGGCCAUUUAACGACUUUGUGAAGAGUAAUUUUGAUGCAGCUAGAAGAUUUUUCCUGGACAUCGCCUCUGACUGCCCAACGAGCGACUCUCUCAAUCACAGUCUGUCUUUCAUUAGUGAUGGCAACGUUUUGGCCCUGCACAGACUGCUGUGGAACAAUCAGGAGAAAAUCGGCCAGUAUUUGUCAAGUAACAGGGACCAUAAAGCUGUAGGAAGGAGACCCUUUGAUAAGAUGGCUACCUUGCUUGCUUAUCUGGGUCCUCCAGAACACAAACCUGUGGCCGAUACUCAUUGGUCCAGUCUAAAUCUCACCAGCUCUAAAUUUGAGGAGUUCAUGACCAGACACCAGGUGCAUGAAAAAGAAGAAUUUAAAGCGCUGAAAACCCUCAAUAUCUUUUAUCAGGCUGGAACCUCAAAGAAUGGAAACCCUGUGUUUUACUAUGUGACUCGCAGGUUCAAAACGGGCCAGAUAAAUGGGGAUUUACUCAUAUACCACGUCCUUCUCACCCUUAAACCGUACUAUGUCAAACCCUACGAAAUAGUGGUGGACUUGACACAUGCUGGCCCUAGCAACCGCUUCAAGACGGACUUCCUCUCCAAAUGGUUUGUUGUCUUCCCAGGAUUUGCUUACGAGAAUGUAGCCACCAUAUACAUCUAUAACUGUAACACAUGGGUACGGGAAUACACCAAAUACCAUGAGAGACUGUUGACAGGGCUGAAAGGCAGUAAGAAGUUACUCUUCAUUGACUCGCCUGCACGGUUGGCUGAGUAUGUGGAACCAGAGCAACAGAAGCUUCCUGCUGCAACUCUUGCGCUGGAGGAAGACUUGAAAGUCUUUCACAAUGCCCUAAAACUGGCCCACAAAGACACCAAAGUGUCCAUUAAGGUGGGCAGUACAGCAGUGCAGGUGACUUCAGCUGAGCGUACACGUGUCUUGGGUCAGUCCGUCUUCCUCAACGACAUCUACUACGCCUCAGAGAUAGAGGAGAUCUGCCUGGUGGAUGAGAACCAGUUUACACUGACCAUUGCCAACCAGGGCACGCCAUUGACCUUUAUGCAUCAGGAGUGUGAGAGUAUUGUUCACUCGAUCAUCCACAUCCGCACACGUUGGGAGCUUUCUCAGCCCGACUCCAUCCCUCAGCACACCAAGAUUAGGCCCAAAGAUGUUCCAGGCACCUUGCUUAACAUCGCCCUGCUCAACCUGGGCAGCUCUGACCCAAGUUUAAGGUCUGCAGCUUAUAACCUGCUUUGUGCCUUAACUUGCACCUUUAACCUGAAAAUUGAAGGCCAACUUUUAGAGACCUCCGGCCUCUGCAUCCCUGCCAAUAAUACCCUCUUCAUCGUGUCCAUCAGCAAGACUCUUGCAGCUAAUGAACCUCACCUGACUCUGGAGUUCCUGGAGGAGUGUAUCUCUGGUUUCAGCAAGUCCAGUAUAGAACUAAAGCACCUCUGUUUGGAGUAUAUAACUCCCUGGCUGCUGAACCUGGUUCGCUUCUGUAAGCACAGCGACGAUGCGAAGCGGCAACGAGUCACUGCCAUUCUAGACAAACUCAUAACCAUGACGAUCAAUGAGAACCAGAUGUAUCCGUCCAUCCAGGCCAAGAUCUGGGGCAGCUUGGGACAGAUUACAGAUCUACUCGACGUAGUUCUGGACAGUUUUAUAAAAACUAGUGCAACGGGAGGUCUCGGUUCCAUCAAAGCUGAAGUGAUGGCAGACACCGCAGUGGCUUUGGCCUCUGGCAAUGUCAAGCUGGUGUCAAGCAAGGUGAUCAUUCGGAUGUGUAAAAUCAUUGAUAAGACGUGUCUGUCACCCACACCCACAUUGGAGCAGCACCUGAUGUGGGAUGACAUCGCCAUCUUGGCCAGGUACAUGCUCAUGCUCUCCUUCAACAACUCUCUGGAUGUGGCCGCCCAUUUGCCUUACCUCUUCCACGUUGUGACCCUACUGGUGGCCACAGGGCCUCUGUCUUUGCGAGCAUCCACCCACGGCCUGGUCAUCAACAUCAUCCAUUCCCUUUGUACCUGCUCCCAGCUGAGCUUCAGCGAGGAGACCAAGCAGGUGUUGCGUUUAAGUCUGACGGAGUUCUCCCUGCCAAAGUUCUACCUGCUGUUUGGCAUCAGCAAGGUCAAAUCAGCUGCGGUCAUUGCCUUUCGUUCCAGCUACAGAGACCGUUCCUUCUCUCCAGGCUCCUACGAAAGAGAGACUUUUGCUCUGUCAUCUUUGGAGACUGUUACUGAGGCACUGCUGGAGAUCAUGGAGGCAUGUAUGAGGGACAUUCCGGGCUGUAAAUGGCUGGACCAGUGGACCGAUCUAGCGCAAAAGUUUGCGUUUCAGUAUAAUCCAUCUCUACAGCCACGGGCUCUUGUGGUUUUUGGCUGCAUCAGUAAACGGGUCACACACGCUCAGAUCAAACAAAUCAUACGGAUUUUGAGCAAGGCCAGCCCCCUUCUCAGCAUUGACCGGGGUUUGGAGAGCUGCCUGAAGGGUCCUGAUAACUGUAACAGCCAGGUGCUGAUCGAAGCUACAGUCAUCGCCCUCACUAAACUACAGCCUUUGCUCAAUAAGGACUCACCGAUGCACAAAGCUCUGUUCUGGGUUGCUGUUGCCGUGCUCCAGUUGAAUGAAGUGAAUCUGUACUCGGCAGGAACUGCUCUGCUGGAACAGAACCUGCAUACACUCGACAGUCUACGAGUCUUCAACGACAAGAGUCCCGAGGAGGUGUUUAUGGAGAUCCGUCAGCCUCUGGAAUGGCACUGUAAACAAAUGGACCAUUUUGUGGGUCUCAAUUUCAACUCAAACUUUAAUUUUGCUUUGGUUGGGCACUUACUGAAAGGGUUCAGGCACCCCUCCCCCACCACAGUGGCUCGGACAAUCCGUAUCUUGCACAUGCUGUUAGCUUUGGUCGGAAAACACCUGAACUGCGAUAAGUUUGAGGUGAAUACGCAGAGUGUGGCAUAUCUGGCGGCCCUGCUCCCAGUGUCAGAGGAAGUGCGGAGUCGCUGCAGCCUAAAACACAGGAAGUUAUUGCUCCUCUCUGAUGUCCCCAUGGAUACAUACUCCAUACAUCAUGAGGAUCCCAGCUGCAGGACACUGCAGGAGAGCCAGCCAUGGGCAUCCCCAAAAGUCUCAGAGCGGUACCUGAUGGCCCAGUACCCUAUAGUGGGACAAAUUAGCCCACGAACACGUAAAUCAAUGAGCUUGGACAUGGGACAGCCCUCCCAGGUCAACACCAAGAAGCUACUGGGUACCAGAAAAAGCUUUGAUCAUCUGAUAUCAGACACCAAAGCACCAAAGAGGCCUGAAAUGGAAUCGGGCAUCACAACACCACCCAAGAUGAGAAGAGUUGCUGAAAACGAAUACGAAAUUGAAACCCAAAGAAUCUCCCAGCAUCACCACCUGCGGAAGGUUUCUGUGUCUGAGUGUAACGUCCUGCUUAAUGAGGAAGUUCUCACAGAUCCCAAAAUCCAGGCGCUGCUUUUGACUGUACUGGCCACUCAGGUGAAAAACACAUCUGAUGAAUUUGAACAGAGGAUCCUGUAUGAGUUUCUUGCUGAGGCCAGUGUCGUCUUCCCAAAGGUCUUUCCUGUUGUCCACAACCUCCUGGAUUCAAAAAUUAACACUUUGUUGUCGCUGUGCCAGGACCCGAAUCUUCUGAAUCCAGUCCAUGGAAUUGUGCAAAGCGUAGUUUAUCAUGAGGAGUCUCCGCCUCAGUACCAGACCUCCUAUUUGCAGACUUUUGGUUUUAAUGGACUCUGGAGGUUUGCUGGUCCUUUCUCUAAGCAAACUCAGUUCCCAGACUACGCAGAGUUGAUUGUGAAGUUUCUGGAUGCGUUGAUUGACACCUAUCUGCCCGGCAUCGAUGAAGAAACGAGCGAGGAGGGUCUGAGGACGCCCACAUCUCCGUAUCCACCGCCUGCCCAGAGCCAGCUCAGCAUCACUGCCAACCUCAACCUCUCCAAUUCAAUGACCUCACUGGCCACCUCCCAGCAUGCACCAGCAGGAAUUAAUAAAGAGAAGGUGGACCUGUCCCCCACCAGCGGACGUACACGCCAUGGCUCGGCCAGCCAGGUCCAGAAACAACGCAGCACCGGCAGUUUUAAAAGACCCAGCAUCAAAAAGAUUGUUUGAGAGUCGCAGCACAGCAGGGUUUAGCCCCUGCUGGAUCUCCAACAGACAUCACGCUGCAUUUUAUGCAGUUUCUCUUCACUCCUGCUAAACCCAGUGCAUACAGCCAUCUUUAGGUUCUCCUCGAAUUCCACAAUUCCAGAUAUGAUAGCAAGGAAUAAGAUGAACUGAAUGCCUCUGUUUUUUAACCGGUCACUGUUUGAUACGCAAUGGAAGCAAUUUUUUUUUCUUUUUUUUUUUUUUUUUUUGGUGCAUAACAGAAAUUUCAUUUUCAUCUUUGCUUAAAGAUGCCGACCUGUGUACAUUUUGUUUAAAAACACAAAUUUCCUUAAAUUUAACAGAUGAAACUAUUAACCGAGUGGCAUUCCUUUGUUUAAUUGUAUUUGAUUUUAUUUACUUUGUCUAUGUUUGCGAGUUUUGCGUGUUUUUGUGUCUUUGGUCAGAGCCAAUGAGGAAAGAUUUGUGAGCUGUUUCCUAAAACAUGUCAAAUGUACAAUCGUUCACAUAUUACUGCAAGAAUGUACCCUUUGUACCCUAUAUAAGAGUAUAAGAGAAAUCAAUUUAAGAGACACUUAUCUUUUCUGUAGAGAUGGAAAGAACACUAGGUGUCACUAAGUUAACAUCUUUGUUUUGAGUUUCUGCAAAACCAACAUAAAUCAUGCCAUCUUUUACCUGCCUUACUUUUCGGUUUGCUCAUGAGGCUUGGUCAAACACAGCACUCUUUCAUACAAUUCAGCGCAGUAGAUUAACUGCAUGAAAAGCUUCAUUUAAAUUCUUUCAAGUCUAAGAUUAGCUUUUUCGUUCUACAACAGUUUUAAUGUGCACCUCUGUUUCAUCAAUACUGUAAUGAUGACAUUGUUAACACUAAAGACACUUUGAUCUUUCAGUAUGGACUGCCUAUCCACAAACCCUCUCUUAUGGUCUUUUCCCUUUUCAAUUAAAUGCCAAAUUAAUUUCUUACAAAUGGAAUUUCCCAACUCGGAUUGGCCUGAUCCAUCUGAAGUGUAUUUGCAGUUAUUAUUUUUAUUCGUUAGCAUCUCCAGGCUAACAGUAUUCAAAGUUCACUUGAAACUACCACUUGAUGCAAAUGGAUUCUAAUUGAAUUCAUGAUUUCUUGAUGUGUUUUAUGUUACAGUUUGGUGAGUAAAUUGUAAUAUUAUGGGCUCUUCCAGACUGCAGCCAAGUUUUCUUUCAUGGUCAUGUAAAUGUUCUGCUCUGUGUGCUGAUGUAUGUGUUUUUAUUUCAUUUUUCUCAAAUGAAAUCCAAUCUAACUUUUAUUCCCACCCCAUAUACAAUGGGACAUUUUUAUUUGUUCUGGCCUUCUUACCAUUGAAAGUACAACGGCUUUGUGAGUAACAGUCCUCUCAUUACUGGUACGUGUUCAUGUAUUGAGGGUUCAAGUUUGGUUGUAAUGGGACAGUAAGUGUAUCUGGCCUCAACAGAAAGUGAAUGUGGGUUUAGUAAUGGCAGAGUUUGUUGGACGUUUCAAACACUAGAGUGACUUUUUUUCUUCCUCUUUUGACAUUUGAGGUUAAGCAAAAAGAAUUACAUAGUUCAUUUGGUUUUUUAUGCUGACAGCUUCAUCUCUGUAAAUAUUUUUGUGUAAAAAUAGAAAGGAAAGUAUAUUUACUACACUGCAAAUACAAGUGACUAUGACAUUGUAUUAUUUUGCUUUUUGUAAAGCAGUUAAUUGUUAAUUGCUUAAUAUGUACAACAUAAAAUAUUAAUUAUUGUCUAUCCAUCACGUUUACUGCAUUAUGUCGAUUAACAUGGAGGAAAUACUGGGGGUUAAAAAAACCUUUGUGUCCUCCAGACUUUAUAUAAAUAUACAUCUGACUUCAUAUUUACAGCUGUAACACUAAUAAAGUCCAUUUAUGUCCAGUUUA
Molecule: messenger RNA, 10439 nt
Organism: Myxocyprinus asiaticus (Chinese sucker)
Lineage: Eukaryota; Metazoa; Chordata; Actinopteri; Cypriniformes; Catostomidae
Gene: nf1b
Product: neurofibromin 1b
Exons: 58
Coding region: 247-8556 (2769 amino acids)
Biological process (GO): regulation of GTPase activity
Source: RefSeq, a predicted model, not a curated record